Molecule: messenger RNA, 586 nt
Organism: Vitis riparia (riverbank grape)
Lineage: Eukaryota; Viridiplantae; Streptophyta; Magnoliopsida; Vitales; Vitaceae
Exons: 1
Coding region: 46-453 (135 amino acids)
Source: RefSeq, a predicted model, not a curated record
UUCUCUAUAUAUUAAAUCUCUAUAGUAGAGCUUAACAAUUAGACUAUGGCAAUAACAUCUCCAUUACUGCAGGAUCAGCAGCAGACACCAGGGUCAGUGCCAAAUCCCCCACAGAAGACUUCAGCUGCUGCCGCCAGUUUUGGGAAUAUUGUGCCAUUCAUUGUUGUGAUAUGCAUUGUGGCGGUUAUCUCCAUAGUUUCCUGUGUAGUUGGUCGCAUUUACUCCCGUCGCGUAGCGCUAUCAACUCCAUUGCAGAGUGGUGUCAACAUUAAUAUUAGGCCUGGAAACUGGGUCGAACGGAUCAAGAAGAGGUUCAGGCGUGGAAAGGCUGGUGCUGUUGAAGUAGGACAUGCGUCUGGUGAUCAAACUGGAACCAAUGAUGGGAAUGCUCAAGUUGAAGUUGCAGGUGGUAAUGAUCAGCAGCCCCCUCCAGGGCCUCCACCUCCAGCUUAAUCCCAUGUUUAGGAUAGUUGUGUUGCAGAUCAAUAAUGGUGGUUUGGACUCAUUUUGGUUUGUUUUUGGACCCUUUUGUUCUUGGGUUUGAUCCAUUUAUUUGCCAAACCUAGUAAGUCUUUGUUUCCACCUG